Molecule: messenger RNA, 1386 nt
Organism: Brenthis ino (lesser marbled fritillary)
Lineage: Eukaryota; Metazoa; Arthropoda; Insecta; Lepidoptera; Nymphalidae
Source: the annotation of a GenBank genome assembly
AUGGAGUGGGUGCAAAUGAAUGGAAGUGUUUCUGAUUUGUUGAAUAAAAGUGAUUUAUUUGAAGUGUAUAAAGCGAAAGAAACUCAGCAGGUCGUGAUUUACAAAGUAGUGGCUUACAUAUUUGGGACUAUUAUCUUUCUUAGCAACCUAACUGUUGUUAUUUCAAGUGGACUUAUUUUAAGAAAAGGCCAACAAUCCAAGAGCACCUACUUACUGCUCGGUAACAUGUCCCUUGCAGAUACUAUCAUUGGCAUAUCCAUUAUUUUUGGAGCUAUAUUAGAAAACCCUAUGAGCUCUAAUCCAAUGUGUAUAUUUCAAACAGGAAUGCUCGUGUGCCCAGCCAUGGUAUCAAUAUUCAGCGUGGGUCUGAUAGCCGUCGACCGCUAUAUUUACAUAUUACACGGACUUUAUUACCAAAGGUGGUUUAAUACAACUAAAGUCCGAAUUGGUAUACUCUGCACUUGGCUGAUCUGUAUUAUUCUAGGAUUUUUUCCUGCGGUUGGCUGGGUGAAUAAUGAACUGAGGCAUUCACGUUGUUACUAUGUCUCUUUAUUUCCGGGAGCUUUAGUAUUACUCAAUUCUCUUCUUAGUAUAGUUCCUAUUAUUCUUGUUGCUGUACUUUACAGUAUUAUCUUAGUGAAAGCUCUAAAAAAUGUGAAAGAAAUUAAAGCGUCAGUCAAAAUUGUGAACACAACCAACAAUAAACCCGAACUACGAAUUUAUAGGGGAAAUGGCCACAACAAAAACAAUACACAGUCAGUUAAGGUCGGUAUUCUUCAAAAUACAGGAUUAAAAAGAAGCGCUUCAUUUAGUGGGAAUUGCAGAAAGGAUUUAGAAAAUUUGAAUUCUAAUAAUAAUCUAAGCCAUAAAUUUAAAAGCAAUGAUAAUCUUGACAUCAUAAUAACUGAUCAGGACAAUUGUGUAACAUUCCCAACCGACCAAAACAAUGUACCCAAUCAAUAUACUUAUGAAUCUAAUAUUAGUAUUUACUCUAUUAAUUCAAGUGUACCUGAACAAAGUGAUGCUGAAAACAAAAAGGAUUUACACAAAUUGAAUAUAGAAAAUGGAAAAAGAAAGACACUGAAGAAAGGUCCAAACAAAUGGCGAGCAAUAAUAAUAGUGAUGUUAACAUCAGGCAGUUUUAUAUUUACAUGGAUGCCAUUUUUCAUAACUGUAAUAUUUUAUGUAUUUUGUCAAGAGAAACUUACAAAUCCAAAAUGUAUACGGUUUCGUAUGAUGCUUGGUGGACCUAUAGCUACCUUAGCAUUUCUUAAUAGUAUUCUUAAUCCAUUGAUUUAUGCGUGGUGGCAUAAAGGAUUUCAAAGGUCUAUCAGAAUGUAUUUUAGAAAAUAUAUCUAUAGACUUUUUCAAAAAGAUGUGUUAAGA